Molecule: messenger RNA, 303 nt
Organism: Paramecium pentaurelia
Lineage: Eukaryota; Ciliophora; Oligohymenophorea; Peniculida; Parameciidae
Source: the annotation of a GenBank genome assembly
AUGGGUUGUGUUAGUUAAAAAUAAAGUCCGAUUUAACAGCAAAAUAAAUUUAGAUUCCACAACUCUUCUUUUUCAAAUAUUCAUCAAAAUAAAAAAGUGAAUAUUGAAUCACCUUAUACACCAGAUAAUAAUAAACCUAUUUUAUUGUGUAGAUCGAUUGAUAUAACAAAAGAUGAAGAAUUUAUUUUAAAAAGAGAUAAGAAAUUUAUUGUUUCAAAUAAUGAAUCGCCUACUACAACACCAAAAUUUAAUUAAUCAAAUUCAGUGUCUGUUGGACAAAGAAAAAAUAUCAAAUUGAUGUGA